AUGGUAGAUCAGCAACCUCAUGAUACAGUGUCCAAGCAAAUGGACGUUGAAACUGAUAUUAUCACGUUAACAAGGUUCAUUUUACAAGAACAACAGAAAUUAGCACCAAAUGCUACUGGAGAGUUGAGUUUAUUAUUGAACUCGAUGCAGUUUGCUUUUAAGUUUAUAGCACAUAAUAUCAGAAGAGCCGAAUUGGUCAAUUUGAUUGGUGUUUCGGGUACUGCUAAUAGCACCGGUGACGUUCAAAAGAAAUUGGAUGUUAUUGGCGAUGAGAUUUUCAUUAAUGCAAUGAAAUCUUCAAAUAACGUCAAAGUGUUAGUUAGUGAAGAGCAAGAGGAUUUGAUCAUAUUCGAUGGUAGUGGGAAAUAUGCCGUUUGCACCGAUCCUAUUGAUGGUAGUUCAAACAUUGAUGCUGGUGUUUCCGUUGGUACUAUUUUUGGUAUUUACAAAUUAAGAGAAGGCUCAGAAGGCUCAAUUAACGAUGUGUUGAGAAGAGGCACUGAAAUGGUUGCCGCUGGCUAUACAAUGUAUGGUGCAUCGGCUCAUUUAAUGUUGACUACAGGUAAUGGUGUUAAUGGUUUCACUUUGGAUACACAGUUGGGCGAAUUUAUAUUAACACAACCAUCCUUAAAAAUUCCUUAUGAAAAAGCCAUAUAUUCAGUCAAUGAAGGUAAUUCUUACUACUGGCCAGACUACGUUAAAAAGUAUAUUGAAGAUUUGAAAAAACCACAGGAGAAGUUAAAGGGAAAGCCAUACAGCGCAAGAUACGUUGGUUCUAUGGUGGCUGAUAUUCAUAGAACUCUAUUGUACGGAGGUGUUUUCAGUUAUCCCGCUGACACAAAGUCCAAGAAUGGUAAAUUGAGAAUAUUAUACGAAUGUUUUCCAAUGGCUAUGUUAUUGGAACAAGCCGGCGGUAAAGCUAUAAAUGACAAAGGUGAAAGAAUCUUGGAAAUCUUGCCAAAGGGAAUACAUGACAAGUCGGGUAUCUGGUUAGGCUCAACAGGUGAAAUUGAAAAGUAUAUCACGUACAUUCCAAAGUAG
Molecule: messenger RNA, 1041 nt
Organism: Lodderomyces oxycetoniae
Lineage: Eukaryota; Fungi; Ascomycota; Pichiomycetes; Serinales; Debaryomycetaceae
Gene: FBP1
Product: fructose 1,6-bisphosphate 1-phosphatase
Exons: 1
Coding region: 1-1041 (346 amino acids)
Biological process (GO): fructose 1,6-bisphosphate metabolic process; fructose 6-phosphate metabolic process; sucrose biosynthetic process
Cellular component (GO): cytosol; cytoplasm
Molecular function (GO): fructose 1,6-bisphosphate 1-phosphatase activity
Source: RefSeq, a predicted model, not a curated record